UUUCACUGUUCUGGUUUAGCUCAUGCCACCUUGGGCGCUGGGUUGUGCUCAUGCCCAAUGCUGCACUUUCGAGUGAGAGACGGGGCAGAGAACUACGCGAACUGCGACGGCGACUACAGGCCUUCCGGCCUGCAGUGCAAUGAAUCGCCGGUGUAUGUUAACGAGCCAAAGUCGCGGAUGCUGGCGAAAGCAGCUGACGGAACGUGGGUGAUCAGCAGCUUGGAAUACCUGGAUGACAUUCUGAAGCACUGCGAAAGUUUUGGAGGCUUUCACUCCAGCUGUUCUGCCAAUCCGGCAGAUUGGAGCGACUAUGAGGUUUUCCCCUUGCAGGAGCUGGAUGUGUCCUUAAAGGCAGGCUGCGACGACUACGCCGCUUGCCUGGGUGUCUAUACGCAGCUCCCGGACCGCCUUCUACAUGGCUUCCCCGUGUACGUGGCUUCUACCGGGGCCGGCGGCGGGCGCUUCAUGGGGAGAUCUGGAGAUGGCUGGGUCAUCACAAGUGUAGAGCACCUGGAGGACUUGUUGGCCAGUCAGCCGGGCUCCUUCGGCGGCUUUCACUCGGCGCCUUGCGAGACGGAGGGCUGGGAGAGGUACGAGGUGAGCUGGGUCUGGCCGAUCGAGGAGCUCCGGCGCGAGGAGCGCCAGGAAUUCCAGAAGUUUGCGAACACCACGGUGUCCUUCAAGGCCGUGGCCAACUCCGGCGUCUGCAGAUCGGAGCAGGACUUCCAGGCGAACUUCCGGCGGUGCAGGGCCCUGGACUGUGGGGGCCUGGCGCUGAGGAAGGCGAAGACCAAUCAGUUCGGGGAGGAGGAGGAGCCUCCCGUGUGCUUUUUCUUCCGCCGGACCCAGGCGGAGCUGACAGCGAAGAUGGCAUCCUCGGAGCACUUCGACUUUUAUCUGGCGCCGGAGAGCUUCCACCCGGACUGCUGCUUCAAGCCCUUCAGGGAUCCGGCACCCGCGUGCCACAUCCGAUGGAAGUCCGGCAGGGUGCAAGCCUUUGCGGUGCGCGUGUGCGCGGAGGAGGUCAGCCCGUGCACCUACUAUUGCGCCGCAGGGUUUCACUGCGGCUACUGCGGCAUCCAGCAGCACCAUGGAGACAAGCAGCAGGUGCUCUUCUCGGUUUGGAACCACCCACGUGCGGGGCGCAAAGUGGAGAACCUCCAUGUGGCGGACGGCGCAUGGCCGGAGGCCUUCGGAGGUGAGGGGAUGGGCAUGGGGGCGUACUGCAUCACCGACGCAGGGUGCCGGCAGCCGUUGGCAUGCUGGCAGCCCAAAGUGGGCUACACCUUCCUGGUGCGAUCCACGCCGGUGGAGGACGGCUCGGAGAUCAGCUGUAGCCUUCACAAGCCCGAGACCGGCUGGGUCCACUUCGCCACCCACCGGCGCCCCGAGCCGGAGGAGGACCGCGGGGCGCUGUGGGGGUUGUACAGCUUCAUCGAGGACUUCGGAGCCACCUCCUUGCGCCGCUCGGGGCGCUACAGCGCGUGGGUCUUCAGCGAUGGCGCUUGGCGACCGGUCGCUGAUGUCACGGGCACCUCCACUGCUGAGGAGGACGUGCCCAACAAGUGCGUGCGCCUUGCGGGCUGUGAGGUGGAACUGGUGAGCGGCGGUGAGGCGCUCGAGGAGUGCUCGCUCUUCUGCGGUGAGCUCGCGGAAUCCCCGGCGGUGCCGCCGGAGCUCUUGGCAGCGCCGUCGUCCGCGCGGUCGGAGACCGCUGGCUUCAUGCUCCCGUCGAGUGCGGAUGGUUGAGCUGGCCGGAGACUACGCCCUUGGAGCCGUGAGCAUUCCUAUCGCUUGGGAGUGCAGUGCUGACUGACCCUGAAACAUCCCAGG
Messenger RNA from Effrenium voratum, 1833 nucleotides. NCBI's taxonomy places the organism in Eukaryota, Dinophyceae, Suessiales, Symbiodiniaceae. The record is from the annotation of a GenBank genome assembly.